Messenger RNA from Arabidopsis arenosa, 1191 nucleotides. The record is from the annotation of a GenBank genome assembly. Lineage: Eukaryota; Viridiplantae; Streptophyta; Magnoliopsida; Brassicales; Brassicaceae.
CAGCCAAAAACCCCCAAUUUUGGCCUCUCGAUUUAGUUUUUGAAACCCUAAGCUCGAUUUCGAAUCUUCCGGCGUACUCGAUUCGCCGGUCGAAUCUCUGCUUCUAGCGAUUAUUACUGUUUAAUCGGCGAAAAUGUCGAUGUCGAAGAGUUCAAAGAUGCUUCAGUUCAUCAACUACAGGAUGCGAGUGACGAUCCAAGACGGAAGACAGCUCGUUGGGAAGUUCAUGGCGUUUGACCGUCACAUGAACCUCGUUCUCGGCGAUUGCGAGGAGUUUCGUAAGCUUCCACCAGCGAAAGGGAAGAAGAUCAACGAGGAACGUGAAGAUCGCCGUACGCUAGGUUUGGUUUUGCUUAGAGGUGAAGAAGUUAUCUCAAUGACUGUUGAAGGACCACCUCCUCCUGAAGAAUCUCGUGCUAAAGCUGGCUCUGCAGCUGCUGUUGCUGGUCCAGGAAUUGGCCGUGCCGCUGGGCGUGGAGUUCCAACUGGUCCAUUAGUUCAAGCUCAGCCUGGGCUAUCUGGUCCUGUUCGUGGUGUUGGUGGACCAGCUCCGGGGAUGAUGCAGCCUCAGAUCUCUCGUCCGCCUCAGCUUUCAGCUCCUCCGAUUAUUCGACCUCCGGGACAGAUGUUGCCACCUCCUCCAGCUUUUGGUGGUCAAGGUCCUCCAAUGGGAAGAGGUCCUCCACCGCCUUACGGUAUGAGGCCACCGCCACAGCAGUUUUCUGGACCACCACCGCCUCAGUAUGGGCAGAGGCCAAUGAUUCCUCCUCCUGGUGGUAUGAUGAGAGGACCUCCUCCACCUCAUGGGAUGCAAGGACCGCCUCCGCCUCGCCCUGGAAUGCCUCCUCCUCCUGGUGGUUUUGCUCCACCGCGUCCUGGCAUGCCACCACCGCCUAAUCAACACAAUCAGCAGCAGUGAUUAGGUUAGCAGUGAAUGAAUAUGACUCUUGUCUCGGCUUUUUACUGUUUUUGUCGCUGUUUUCUUGAGAUUGUGAGAACGCUUAAGUUGUUUGAUUGAACUUCCUCAGGUUUACAGUAUCGUGCUAUCAUGUUACCUUUCAUUGACUUUAGCCGCAAUCUCUCAUCUAUCUUAGCUUGCAAAGUCUGUAGAUUUGUUGACGAGUGAGUGUCUUUGCCUUUAUCUUCUUGUGUUUCUGUUAAGAACGAAUCCAUUAAACUUUGUUAUGUCUU